AUGCCGGACUUGGAAUCAACAUACAUCGAAGACCAUCCACGACCUGAGACGGCAGUGGCCAUUCCAAGUCAAGCUUCUCCAGCGCACUCUUGCCCACCAAAAAUCCAACAAUUACGUGAGGAAGACACUACAGUGUCGAGAGUCACCACAGUGUGGAUUGAAGACCCAGCAGGACAUAUAAAUCAAAGGAUCACAAGUGUAUCGGUUAGAUCCCCAAAGAGGACGGCUCCAGCGGACUUGGCAGGAGCCUCUUCAGAGCCUAGUUGGGCCCGACAGCUAAAAAUGCCAAAUAUUAUUCCUACCCACCAGGAUGCUAACUCUCUUCUGCCUCCCAAAAAUUCUGGCCCUCGUGAGUCGAUCGUGCCACAACCGGCUCGCAUUAGAGCAAAAGACUCCCCACAACCGGUGUGCACCAGAGCAAAAGACUCACCACACCAGGACGACAACUUUCAGCAAAGGAAAAUAACGGACUUCUUUAAGGGAGCGUCCUGGUCGCAUAAGAACCCCCCACAAGAAUUUAAAUGA
Podarcis lilfordi (Lilford's wall lizard) is the source of this 525-nucleotide messenger RNA. Lineage: Eukaryota; Metazoa; Chordata; Lepidosauria; Squamata; Lacertidae. The record is from the annotation of a GenBank genome assembly.